CCCCCUCUCAUCUUCCUCCUUAAAGAAGAAAGCAGCUGGCAUGGGCUGCUUGUAUUGUUCCUGACCUUUUCUCUCCUACCUUAUCCCAUAUACAUACACUCAUACCCACUACACACACACACACACACCAAGAUCCAAGAACCAAGAACCUUCAUUGUGCUCCCCCCUGAUGAGCUAGCUAGCUACCCCCCGUUUCUGGCAUCUAUCUGUUCAUCCAUGGCAUAAUCGCAUAUCGUAGUACACACAUCUAUUCCAGUUUUCCAAUCAUCCGAAGAAAUCUCGGAGGCCCAUAUUAUAGUAAGCCUGAUAGCCAUAGCCCUAAUUCUUUUCUCCAAGAAUAGCUGAUUAUAGUACUGUUGCGUGCCAUCCCGGCUCCCAGAAAUAGCAUACCAGUCAAAGUCAGCACCUUGGUGCCUCGAGCUCGGGAGGUUGGCAGGGAGCUAGCGCGCCAAGGCCCAAGGCCAUGGAGUUCUCGCCAACCGCACCGGCCGGUGGCGAGGAAUCCGAGAGGGUUUGCGCGUCGUCGUCGGUGGUGGAGAAAGAGCACAUGUUCGAGAAGGUAGUGACCCCGAGCGACGUUGGGAAGCUGAACCGCCUGGUCAUCCCCAAGCAGCACGCCGAGCGCUACUUCCCUCUCGAUGGUGCUGCCGCAGCGCUGGCGACGGAGGCUAACGGCGGCAAGGGGAUGGUCCUCAGCUUCGAGGACCGCGCGGGAAAGGCGUGGCGGUUCCGGUACUCGUACUGGAACAGCAGCCAGAGCUACGUCAUGACCAAGGGCUGGAGCCGCUUCGUGAAGGAGAAGCGCCUCGGCGCCGGCGACACCGUCCUGUUCGGCCGCGGGGUCGGCGACGGCGCUGCGCGCGGCCGCCUCUUCAUCGACUUCCGCCGCCGACGCCCGGCCGAAGCUUACAGCGCCACCGUAUCUUUCCCGCCGCCGGCGACAUCGUCUUUGUCACAUCGCCUGCCGCUCCUCCCGUCUGUGCCGUUCUGCCCGUGGCGGCGGGACUUCGGCACCACCUACGGCGUCCCCCCUGCUGCCUCGGGGUCCAACCGUCAUGUGCUAUUCCUGCGGCAGCAGGUGCCAGCGGCUGUGGUGCUAAAGUCCGUGCCGGUGCACGCCGCUGCCUCCGUACUGGAGCCGCCGACGAGGCCUAUGCCUAAGCGAGUCCGGCUGUUCGGCGUGAACCUCGAUAGCCCGCCCACGGAAGACGGCGGCGCCUGCGGAGUCACGCAGAUGGUGACCUCGACGCUCCUGCUGCCCUUGCCGUCGUCGUCAACGUCGUCGACGGCGGGUAAGGAGAGGCAGUGCUCCCUGGAUCUUGGAUUGUGAAUUCAAGGCCAGAUUAAAGACUAGUACUGAGUACUGACACGCGAACUUGAUCCAGAGAGGCAAUGCGUGAUUGGGGCAGCCUGCGUACGUAUAUAGCUCCUGCAUUAUGUGUAACAUUCAGAUCAGAUGGGUUGUUUCUUGACGAUAUGCAUCUUGCACGUAUGAUUAUUUGCUUGCUAAACUAGCUAGUUAAUUAUAUUGUUCUUCAUUUUAGUCUGAGUUUUUCCCUUGACAAUGAAGAAUGUAUCAAACCUCUCUGAACCUCUGCAUCAUGAGAUACAUUCGCACGGAUUAUGGCUUCA
This is a messenger RNA of Triticum aestivum (bread wheat), 1632 nucleotides long. Its product is annotated as putative B3 domain-containing protein Os10g0537100. NCBI's taxonomy places the organism in Eukaryota, Viridiplantae, Streptophyta, Magnoliopsida, Poales, Poaceae. The transcript has a single exon. The coding region runs from base 464 to 1330 and encodes 288 amino acids. The record is from RefSeq and is a predicted model, not a curated record. Gene Ontology annotation, molecular function: DNA binding; DNA-binding transcription factor activity.